AUGAUGACAGAAUUUUUUGAUCAUCCACGUGUUCCCCCCAAAAUUCGCAUAGAAAAACUUCGUAGGGAUUGUAAAGACCAUGAGGAAAAGAUAAGUAAACUUCGAACCUUUUAUAGCAAUUUUUGUAAAAACGAAAAGGUUAAAGAUGUUCAAGGAUAUCUUGAUGACCUUGGCAAGAAAUCGGGAGAGCUUGAAACCGUUACCCUCAGGCAAAUUAAAAAACAAACUUAUUGGACAUUUCACGCAAAGGUUUUUAAAGCUACAGAGAUCUCUUACAGGUUCUCGAAAUCAAAAGCAUUCCUUAACAUAUUCGAGACUUGCAUACAGAACAAGAAGGACAAAUUGACCACCGAAAGUCUGGCGACAAUGCUUACAGAAGAAGUAUAUAAGAAAUUCAACGAGUUGUGUAGUCAAUACAGAGAAUGGGAGAAGAUGAAAUGUUCCCAGGGGAGUAUUCUAUGGAACAAUGUCCCUAAAGUUGAUGCUGAGCUUGACAUAAUGGGAAAUUUUAUUCAGGUGGAAAACAAGGAAAAAUUGAUUAAAACGCUUUCUUAUCUUUCGGAAGUUCCGGUGUACAUUCAAAGACUUCAACAACUAGAAUUGGUUCUCGACAUAUUUAAUGUUAUCAAAACCAAUAACAGCUUGCUUAAUAAUUUGACAUUGGUUCUUCGAAAUGAUUAUUUGUGGCUCGGAAGAUUGGUUGACUACUUUGGACACUUUAACAAAUAUUUUUCGGAAGUUGACAACGCAAGCUGGGAAUUAAUAAAAGAGUUAUCGUCAGCGGGUGAAUUCAUAGAAUUUCUUCGAACGAUUGCUGAACAUGAUAUUAAGAAUAUGAUCAAUGGUGUUGAGGGUACCAACGAAAGGCUUAUUCAAGAGGACACGGUAUCAUCAUUGAUUCAAGUCAAGCAAUUUUUGCUUCCAUUGCUUAAUGAUGCGGGAAGGUUGACGACCAAAAAAUUUUUGAGUAAACUCUGCGCGAUUUCCAAAUCCAAUUCUUCGCUUAGUAUUAGGGUUAAAGUUUGCGUUAAUAACAGCUCGUCAUUGAAAAAUAUGUAUCGAAACAUUUCGAACAAAGGCGAGGUGACAGUAGAGAAAAUUAUGAACUCUGUGAAAAGAGGGACUUACACAUUUCAAAAGAAUAAGGACGACAGUUGCACUCUGUGCUUAACCUAUCCGACACUCCAAGGUGAAUCAUGUAAUCUGAACUUGAGUGACCUUCAAGAUCUCCGAGGACGCGCCUUGUUAAUCACGAAACCUGGAGCAUCCAAUGAAUUAAAUAUUGGUCAAGCAGACGAGGAACAAUUUUCGAAAGAUCUUACUGACGAAUUUGUGACUCAAGUUGACUUGGCACAAGAGAUUCUUAUCGUCACAUCAAAAUUAAUACAAAUGGGGCACCUCGGGCAUCGUAACUUCAAGGAAACUGUCAAGGGAACCGCAAGAAUGCUAGAGUUAAAGAAUGAGUUGGAAGAAAGUCUGAGACAAUGGAUUGAGAAAUACGAUCCAGUGCCGAUAUCAAAUCUUCAGCG
Acaulospora colombiana is the source of this 1529-nucleotide messenger RNA. NCBI's taxonomy places the organism in Eukaryota, Fungi, Glomeromycota, Glomeromycetes, Diversisporales, Acaulosporaceae. The record is from the annotation of a GenBank genome assembly.